Onthophagus taurus is the source of this 5665-nucleotide messenger RNA. NCBI's taxonomy places the organism in Eukaryota, Metazoa, Arthropoda, Insecta, Coleoptera, Scarabaeidae. The record is from RefSeq and is a predicted model, not a curated record.
UCGAAGUGUUGGGUUCGGGUUUAAAAAUAAAAUUAAUUUCGCGUUGGUUUUUCCGAUUUUUCCAAAUUGUAACAAAUUUUUUUCGAUUUAACCAUGUAUUGAUUCGUAUUUGACAGAUUGAGAAGAGAAUAAAGAGUGUGCGUGAAAAAUAAACGCGAAACGAUGGUUAAAUUUUGAUUUUUCGCGAAGAAGUCGGGUUAAAUUCGUUUUGUUGGGUUACCAUGAGACUUAUCCCGGUUUUUUACCAUGGAUUUACGGCCAUGGACAGAAGAUUUUCGAUCCCUAUGUUGCCGUGGAUCGUUUCUGAGAUCAGGAAGAGGGAUUCUUACGAAAGGCUAAGUUUGGGAGUUGAAGAUGGGAAUCUCCAAGCUUAUAAUUCGGAUUUUGAGAUCCAAUUUUCGCACAAACUCAACCGGAUGACGCGAUUCUCCCAAGCCGAUCUCGAUCCAAGCACUUUCCUUUAUCUCCUCCGCGAUGAGACGGACCAAUUAUUAUUUUGCUACUUAUUCCAAGCUUCCAAGAACUCCGAUGUUAUCGAUUUAUAUCAACAAAUGAAAGAAAACACAACCUCUUUAACCCCAACUUCUUCCUCGAAAUCAAACAACAAUGGUUCUAAUCUAACAACUUUACCUGUGGACAUUUCUCCAAGUUCAAGCAACUUUUUCGAGGUUUUGUAUAUUGGUAAAAUAAAGGUAUGGAACAAAAAGGUUCCCGAUACAUUCAUCGACGACGCUUUAGAAAAGUUCAAAGCACACGAUUUGGAGAAGGCACGCAAACGCUUGGAGAAACUCCGAAGCGAAUCGUUUAUUCGCCGCGGAUCCGUUGAUAUUCAUAACGAAAAAAACGAUUCUUUCGUAAAAGGACCCCAUUUAUUACAGCGAUCGCAAUCGGUUGUAGCCGAUAUCGGCUUAAAAUCGCCUGACGUUGAUUGUACAACUUUAGAGAAUGUAAAAACGAAUGAAAACGAUAAUAACGCGAGUUUCGAUAAAAAUUUUAACCCAAAAGAACGAACAAUUUUACCCAAAAUCGAUGAUCACAACCGCACGAUGGUUCUUCAAAUCGACAGGACCGAUUUACGAUUAAUUAGCCCCGAUAGAAAAGUGAUUUUAUUACAAAAACAUCACAAAGACAUCACAACUUGCGUGCGAGGAGUUAAAAAUUCGCAACAUUUCGGGUUCGUUUCAAAAGAAGGAAACAAUUUGGGCACUUUUAUCGGUUAUGUUUUUAAAUGCGAAUCACAAUCGAUAUCUACAGAAGUAGUUGGUGCGAUUACGCAAUCUUUUAACAGCGUAGAAAACAAACCGAAACCAACGAUCGUUUCCUGCGAACAUUGCCCCAUGGUUUGGUUCCACAAAUUAUGUUGCGAAAUCGAGAAUUUAUCCGAUAAAAAAACCCAAGGGGCAAUUAUAAGGAGAAUCGAACAAUUAGACGAAGAAGAGCAAACAAUAAUCUUAACAAAAUACCGCGGCGUUGAAACCGAUUCGAUUCGCGACCAAAACGAAUUGUUGAUGAUGUUAUUAAGGGCACAUUGCGAGAUGAAACAAGGCCGACACGUCCACGAUUCCAUCGAGAAUCGAACUGAAUUUUUAAAUCAAUAUUUGGGGAUCGGCGGCGGGGGAGUUGCUGGAAAUACGAUUUUUAUGAAGGCGAAGAGAUCGCUGACGACUUCUUUCGAUAAUUUGUUGAAAAGGAGGGCUUCGAAGGACGAUUUUUCCAUCUCAACUAACGGGGGAACGAAGGAAAUGACACUUCCGGUUGGAGCGGGUGAUUGCGCGGAUUGCGAAAACAAAUCGAAUCAAAAAGAUGAAUUGGAUGUUAAUGGAAAGGAUAAAAAUGGGAAUUUGGAUAAAAAUUUAAAGUCUCCGAUGAUGGAUAUAUUUUUAAAAGUGGGUACUCCAAAAUCGAGCGAUGAAACUUCCCCAAACAACACCAAACCGGAACACGGUUCUUAUCGCCAAGCCAUUUUUAAACGUGUUAUAACACCCCGCAAAAACGAGCAACACCGAAAACGCCGCACUCCAGAGGAAUUAAGAACUUUAUGGAAAAACUCGAUCCGUCAAGCGAUCCUUUUAGUGCGCAUGGAAAAAGAAAACGCGCGUUUGAAAGCGCGACAAGAAGAGAAGGAUUUGAAACGGGUUAAAUUGGAGUAUGAUGAGUUGUUUGGGGAGAAAUGCUUCGAUUUGAGCAAUUUUAAUAAUUACGAAAUCGAUGAGAUGGUUAAAAAUGGUAUCCCAAAAAUAAAGCGGGGCGAAAUUUGGAAUUAUUUAGCGGAUAAAUUCGAUAAGGAUGAAUCAAAAGCGAAAUUAAUCGACCUAAAUUUAUUCCCGAAUUAUUACGUUUCGUAUGAAAAUUUAUUAAAGCAGCUUACCUCGCAUCAACACGCGAUUUUAAUCGAUUUGGGGCGAACUUAUCCCGCACAUCCUUAUUAUAAGAGCCCUUUAGGCCCUGGGCAAUUAGCACUGUUUAAUUUAUUGAAGGCUUAUUCUUUGUUGGACCCCGAAGUGGGGUAUUGCCAAGGAUUAAGUUUUGUAGCAGGGGUUUUAUUGCUACAUAUGGAGGAAUCCCAAGCUUUUUCGCUUCUUCGCCACUUAAUGUUCCAACGCGAUCUCAGGAAGCAAUAUUUACCUGAUAUGAUUGGGCUCCAAAUAAAACUUUAUCAACUUUCUCGUCUCCUCCACGAUAAAAUCCCCGAAUUAUACGAUCAUUUUGAUUUAUACGAAAUCGCCCCAACUUUAUACGCGGCCCCUUGGUUAUUAACCAUGUUUGCCUCCCAAUUUCCUUUGGGUUUUGUGUCGCGGGUGUUCGAUUUAAUUUUCGCCGACCACCCUGAGGUUGUUUUUAAAAUUUCGAUGGCGCUUUUAACUCGUUUUAAAGACGAUUUAUUGAAAUGCGAGAAUUUCGAGGAAAUUAUGGGGCUUUUAAAGAAUCGCCUACCAAGGAUGGUCGAGAAUUCGGAGAUUUUUAACGAAAUUUUAACUGAUAUUAACAAAAUUGAAGUAACUAAGAAGUUAAACGAAUACAAAGUCGAAUAUUUAGUGCUACAAGAAGAGAUAUUGAGCGUCCAACCCCAAGUUGAGAACUUAAAUAAGUUAGAGGAAACAAAUAAAAGCUUAAUUGAAGAAAAUAAGAACCUAAAAAGAGAAAUCGAUGUAUUAUCCGCCGAAAUUAACCGCUUAGAGAUGUCUAAAACUAAACAAAAUUCGCAAAUUAAUAACUUAAUAACGCAAAAUCGCGGAUUUGAGGUGACCAUUUCCGCUUUAACUUCGUUUAUUAAUACUUUAAUCGAGGAAAAAGUUGAUGUGGAAAUCCCCGGCGACGUUCGGAGGAUUUUAUCGCAAUUUUCGUUGAGUGAGAAACGAAAAAUUGAGUCAAAAAAUAAUUUUUUAAACGCCAUGUUUAAAAAAACCGACGGAAAUUCGAGGGUUUUGGUGAAAUCGUUAAGCACGGGGAAGAUUUCGGAGGCCCCAAUUCGCAAUAACGGGUUCUUCGCGAAAUCCUACAACCACAUCAUGCAAAGGCAAAGGACUUUAUCCGAAAACGACGAGUGCGAGAUGGAGGAAAAACCACUCCAAAAAAAUUCCCCAACUAACUCGAUCGAUUCGGGAGUUUAUAGCCCGCGAGAUGAGGAUCACCCAAAUACUUAAUUAAUUAAUUAAUUAAGCUGUGUAUGUGUAUUAUAAUUUCUUGUUUUUAUUAUAAAUAAUAAGUAAAUAAAUAAGAAUUAAUAUUUUAACGAUUUCUCACUAAACUUGGUCCUUUGGAAAAGAGAUGGCGCCGCUUUGUUAUGUCAAAUUAGUUUUUAACCUAAAAAUGGAUUUAACCUCGACGAUCUUAAUGUUAAUCCUAAUUAAAUCGAUAAAAAGCGGAGAUUUUGAUGUUUAUUGGCGUGAUUAUAAAGGAAAAAUCACAAAAGAUGCUGUCCCCGCUGAAAGAAACUCCGUUUAUAUUGGGCAAGUUAUUUACGAAUGAUUUUUAUUCCCCGUAUCGAUUUACGGAAAAUCCAAGAUCGUUUAGGAAUAUUACGGAAAAUUCGAAGUAACUCAAGAUAUAAAAAUCCUUUGUUCUGGAAAUUUAGAUAAAGUAGAUAAAAAUCUAGUUAAGAAGUGGUGAAUAAGAUAAAAGGUGAAUAAAUGAUUUAAAAUAACCUUGAUGUCCUUCAUGGAAAUAAUUUAAUUUGAUGAAAAGGUGUUUAUUGAAGAGAUAUUAAUGGAAAUUAACCUAAAGAUGCCGUGGAUGAUGAAAAAUCAAUUAAAAUUGAUGUUUAUCAAAAUUUUUAACUCCGAUAAUCAUUAAUCGGAAGAAAAGGAUUUUUGUUAGGGAAUAAUACGGAAAAUAAGAAAUAAAAAAGUUUAUCAAGAAAAGGCGUUUAUUGGAGUGAUUUUAAUGGAAAUUAACCUAAAAAUACCAUGGAUGCUGAGAAUCCAAUUAAAAUCGAGGUUCGUCAAGAUUUUUUUUAAUUCCAAUAACCACUAAUUAGAAGAAAAGGAUUUUUGUUUCGGAAUAAUACGGAAAAUAGAAAAUAAAAUGAAUUUAUGAAGAAAAGGUGUUUAUUGAAGAGAUUUUAAUGGAAAUUAACCUAAAGAUGCCGUGGAUGAUGAAAAAUCAAUUAAAAUUGAUGUUUAUCAAAAUUUUUAACUCCGAUAAUCAUUAAUCGGAAGAAAAGGAUUUUUGUUUGGGAAUAAUACAGAAAAUAAGAAAUAAAAGGAUUUAUUAAGAAUAGGCGUUUAUUGGAGUGAUUUUAAUGGAAAUUAACCUAAAGAUACCAAGGAUGCUGAAAAACCAAUUAAAAUCGAGGUUCGUCAAGAUUUUUUUAACUCCGAUAACCACUAAUUGAAAAAAAAGAAUUUUUGUUUCGGAAUAAUACUGAAAAUAAAAGAAUUUAUCAAGGUGUUUAUUGAAGAGAUAUUAAUGGAAAUUAACCUAAAGAUGCCGUGGAUGAUGAAAAAUCAAUUAAAAUUGAUGUUUAUCAAAAUUUUUAACUCCGAUAAUCAUUAAUCGGAAGAAAAGGAUUUUUGUUAGGGAAUAAUACGGAAAAUAAGAAAUAAAAAAGUUUAUCAAGAAAAGGCGUUUAUUGGAGUGAUUUUAAUGGAAAUUAACCUAAAAAUACCAUGGAUGCUGAGAAUCCAAUUAAAAUCGAGGUUCGUCAAGAUUUUUUUUAAUUCCAAUAACCACUAAUUAGAAGAAAAGGAUUUUUGUUUCGGAAUAAUACGGAAAAUAGAAAAUAAAAUGAAUUUAUGAAGAAAAGGUGUUUAUUGAAGAGAUUUUAAUGGAAAUUAACCUAAAGAUACCAUGGAUGCUGAAAAACCAAUUAAAACUGAGGUUCGUCAAGAUUUUUUUUAACUCCGAUAACCACUAAUUGAAAAAAAAGGAUUUUUAUUUUGGAAUAAUACGGAAAAUAAAAAAUAUAAGGAUUUAUCAAGAAAAGAUGUUUAUUGAAGAGAUUUUAAUAGAAACUAACCUAAAGAUACCAUGGAUGCUGAAAAACCAAUUAAAACCGAGGUUCAUUAAGAUUUUUUUUUACUUCAAUAACCACUAAUUAGAAGAAAAGGAUUUUUGUUUGGGAAUAAUACGGAAAAUAAGAAAUAAAAUGAAUUUAUUAAGAAAAGGUGUUUAUUGAAGAGAUUUUAAUGGAAAUUAACCUAAAGAUACCAUGGAUGCUGAAAAA